GUAGACUUUUCAUAAUGGAUUAAACACACUUAUAAUCAUUUAGUUGCAAUUUUCUUCAUCCAAAAAUAAAGGAAGUAUCCAUUUUCUUUAUCAAUUGUGAAGAAAGAACUUAACCGAAAGCUAAAGAUGAAGAAUUUGUUGGGUCACACAACAAAAUUUGUUAAUCUCUUCAAAUUUUCUUCUUUCUCUUCUUCUCACUAUUCUUCAAUUUCUCGUUUCAAUCACUUCACUACAAUUACCACUAGUUUGAAAUCUGAUUCAGUUAUAAGAACAAUAUUGAAACUGAAAACUCCCAAAACCUUCAUUUUUCAACAACCUCUCAAUCUUACUGCUAAUUACAUCCGCAAUUUCCGUUAUUCUGGCAUUGGAAGCAUCUUAGGUGUGUCGGUUGCAACCGCAUCAACUAUAGCUUAUGCCAUCGACGUAGCUGAAGAUGCUUUGGUGGAUGAUCGUCAUAACGAUUCAGAAGAUCUUUCAGAGGCGGAAGAAAAUGUGCAACAUCUGUUGAAAUUGGUUGGGAAAUUCUGGUGGCCACUUUUUUUCAUUGUGACAGUGCUUACAAACUUGGAUAACCCUUUUACAAUAUUAUUCAUUAAAGUUACUUUAUUCCUACUCUGCACAAAGCCGAAUCCUUUCUCUGUAUAUUUUAUUGUUGAUCAGCUGUGUCAACAAUCUAUAUGCGAAGAUACCGAGUUUUUGAACAGAAAGUCAAUAUAUGCCAGCAAAGUUGAAGUACAGGACUAUAAGCUUCUUUGCCUGGCUGAUAUUGAAGUAAGAGGUGACAAGUUUACCUUGGUUGGAAUUUUUGGUACAUGGUGGACUUUACCAUCUUGGGAAGCAUGCUCUUUGAUUGGAAGACGCAUUUUACCGAAAAUAACUGAACAAGGAAGUCCUGUGUUGAACUGAAAGAGAAUCAGAUUACACAAAGUACUGCUUCUUCGCUGUCCGAGAUCGAUUGAUAAACUGUGUGAAACUGAUUAUGUAACGUCCUCUUGGUCUCGAAUCAACAAUCUGGAUUGCUUACAGUGUGAAACUGCGCGAAGCAAUUACUGCAGCAGAUUCAAGUCCAACCAAAAGGGCUUACCCUUCUCAAGUCUUUUGUUGUUAAAGCCAUAUUUCUUUUCUUGUAUUUUUUAUAGGUAAAUGUUAGUGGUCAGUUUGUUAGGGGCAGGAGGAUUUAUUGGUAAAUUAGAUUGAACCUCCUUCUUAAUACUUCAUUAGUGUCCUAACUCAUAACUGGAUUAUACCUUCAAAAGACUUUUUUCUUGUUUCUUUAAAAGGGAUCAUCGUUCCCAAUUUUUCUAUUGUGAUCAACAAGCUACAUUUUUUAGGAAAAA
Trifolium pratense (red clover) is the source of this 1337-nucleotide messenger RNA. RefSeq lists its product as uncharacterized. The record is from RefSeq and is a predicted model, not a curated record. The coding region runs from base 127 to 906 and encodes 259 amino acids. The transcript has 6 exons. NCBI's taxonomy places the organism in Eukaryota, Viridiplantae, Streptophyta, Magnoliopsida, Fabales, Fabaceae.